Cricetulus griseus (Chinese hamster) is the source of this 2582-nucleotide messenger RNA. Lineage: Eukaryota; Metazoa; Chordata; Mammalia; Rodentia; Cricetidae. The record is from RefSeq and is a predicted model, not a curated record.
GGUCGAGGGGGCGGGGCUCAGGCGGAGGGGCGGGCGCGCUGCAAGCUGCAGGCUGCUGCGGUUGAGAUCAAGAUCCAGUUUUGGACAUGAGACUCAUUGGGUGAUCAUUUUAUUGAGAUCAGAUUGGAUGACCAGGUGUAAACUGCAAGAGGAAUCACUAUGACUGAGGGAACUCAAAUUUUUUUAUUGCCCAUCUCUACUUUGGAGUCUACAAAAGAAACGAUGCCUCCAGCAGCCCCUAAAGCCCAGGACACCCAUCAGUUAUCAGACAAACUCCUGAUUGAAAAACAGCAGGAGGAAGCAGAAUGGGAAAGCGUAAAUGGGCUGUUGAUGACGCAUGGCUUCAAACCUUUGUGUCUAGUCAAAAGAACUGACCUCAAAGAGCUCAUCGUUUUUGACAAACAAUCAUCACAAAGAAUGAGGCAGACUUUGAAAAUGUUGAUAGAAGAAACAACACGUCAGCAGAGCAUGAUCCGGGACCUCAUAGAGACCAACCAGCAGCUUAAAAGUGAACUUCAGCUGGAACAGAACCGAGCAACACACCAGGAACAGCGAGCCAAUGACCUGGAGCAGAUUAUGGACAGUGUGAAAUCCAAAAUUGGUGAAUUAGAAGAUCAGUCCAUAAGCAGAGUUUUUCAGCAACAACAAAGAAUGCAAGAUCUUCAAAAAGAGCAUAAAGUAUUACAGAUGAAAUGCCAGCAUUAUAAGAAAAAACGAAUGGAGCAAGAAGAGACCAUCGCUUCUUUGCAAAAGGAUAUCUACAGAUUAACCCAGGAGGAAGAAGAACGUAUUAUCACUCAAAACAGAGUGUUUGCCUAUCUCUGCAAGAGAGUCCCUCAUACAGUCUUGGAUAAACAAUUGCUUUGUCUAAUUGAUUACUAUGAAUCUAAACUUCGAAAACUCCAUACACAAAGACAGAGUAAGGAAGAUGACAGUCAAUCAGAAGAAGAAACAAACCACAGAAACCUGGAUGCCUCACCAAGUUAUAAAGGCCUUUUGAUGUCGUUACAGAAUCAACUCAAGGAAGCAAAAUUCAAGAUUGAUGUACUGUUAGGUGAAAAGCUGAACCUCCAAAAAGAUCUGGAGAGCAGGCCCACAGAACAUGAGUUAAGACUUUAUAAACAACAGGUGAAGAAACUGGAAAAAGCCCUUAAGAAAAACAUCAAAUUACAAGCGCUUACUGGUCAAAAAAAGACUGAUUACACGGAGAAAAAAGAUGAGCCCAGCAAAGACAGCCAUCAACAGGUUCUAGUUGACCAGAGAUACUUUCAGGUGCUGUGCAGCAUCAAUUCAAUUAUCCACAAUCCUCGAACUCCAGUAAUUAUUUAUAAGCAGAGAAAGGGAGGAGCCCAAAACUUGAAUAAAGAUACUGUUCAGGACUGUGGAUUUGAACAUCUUAUUCCUAUAAUAGAAACGUGGGCAGAUGAACUGACAUCCUUAAAGGAUUUGUAUAAGUCCUUAAAAAUACUGUCUGCAGCACUGGUACCUUGGCAUAAUUUAAAGAAACCGGAUGAAAAUGAUGGUGUCAAAGUAGAAGAUCUGUUGUGUAUGGUAGAUACCAUGUUGGAAGAGGUUGAAAACAAGAAAGAGAGCAGCAACAUGCUAAACUUUCAAACUUUGCAAGCUAUUGUUUCUCACUUCCAAAAGCUAUUUGAUGUUCAUUCUCUAAAUGGAGUCUAUCCCCGAAUGAAUGAAGUGUAUACCAGGCUUGGAGAAAUGAACAACGCUGUGAGAAACCUCCAGGAGCUCUUAGAACUAGACAGUUCAUCCUCGCUGUGUGUGGUGGUCAGCACAGUUGGAAAAUUGUGUAAGAUUAUCAAUGAGGAUGUGAAUGAUCAGGUUAAACAAGUAUUAGGGCCUGAAGACCUACAAAGCAUUAUCAACAAAUUGGAAGAACAUGAGGAAUUUUUUCCAGCAUUUCAAGCUUUUACAAGUGAUCUCCUUGAAAUCUUAGAAAUUGAUGAUUUGGAUGCCAUUGUACCUGCAGUAAAGAAAUUAAAAGUACUUUCAUACUGAAAACAAAUCAAAUCAUUUUUACUGUGUAAAUUGUAUUCUUAACAUUUUAAGUAUUUUGGAGGACUGAUCCUGAGUCAAGAUUCUAAAAUGUAUCAGCUCUCAGAAUUCAGCCUCUGACAAUCAUAUAAGUUUUAGUUUUGAUUAUUUAAUAGAAAGCAGCUACUAAGUUAUUAAAAUAGUAAAUUCACUUUAGAUCUCUUAAUCAUUUCCUAAGUAAUGCUUGAGUGUUUUAAAUGUAAUGGUUAUUUUAAGGAAAAGAUUACAAAUUAUAGAAAGUGUCAUUUAAGUUCAAGGUUUUAAUGACCUUUUGGUCAGAGAAAGAAAAAUGCCAAUUGCUUUCUAAGCCCAACCAAUAGGAAGCCACUGCUUUCCCACCAGGACUAAUGGGCAUAUUCUAUUAAGAUGCCUUUCAAAGCAGAAAGAAAAAGUUUUGUCUUUGUGUAAAGAUAGGAAGUUAAUCAUGAGGUGAAAUAGAUGAUUAGGCAGAAGUCUAUCAGAAAAUGUGUCUAUUUGCAAUACUGAUGUACUGUACUUCUAUAAAAUAAAAUUUUUAUAAAGUUUACAAA